Messenger RNA from Fundulus heteroclitus (mummichog), 1309 nucleotides. It is a transcript of the gene mettl26, whose product is annotated as methyltransferase like 26. The record is from RefSeq and is a predicted model, not a curated record. The transcript is spliced from 6 exons. NCBI's taxonomy places the organism in Eukaryota, Metazoa, Chordata, Actinopteri, Cyprinodontiformes, Fundulidae. Bases 157 to 777 code for a protein of 206 amino acids.
GCAAUGCGGAAGUUGACAGUUGAAGUGUAAAAACCCACACAUUCGUGGGUGGAUGUUUUUUUUUUUAUAUAGCGGGGUACGGCGUUACCGGGCCAGCUGGAGUGGUUAUAUAAACUCUACCGGACGACUCGACGCCUGUACCCGGGCUUUGGCACGAUGCUGUGCGCCGCCGCCGCGGAGAGGAACAAGGAGCCUAUUCUGUCGGUGCUCCGGGACAGCGUUAACACCGGGAGACUCCUGCAGGCUCUGGAGAUAUCAUCCGGCACCGGGCAGCACGUCGUUCACUUCGCUCAGGCUCUGAGGAACAUAACCUGGCAGCCGUCCGAGUACGACCGCCAGUCGCUCGUCAGUAUAGAAGCUUACAGAGCUCACUACCAGCUGCCCAACGUGAAGCCCGCCGUCCACCUGGACGCUUCUCAGCCCUACCAGUACUGGGGAGGCAUUCCGCCCGAAAGCCUCGACCUGGUGCUCAACAUCAACAUGAUCCACAUCUCUCCCUUGUCCUGCACCGAGGGUUUGUUCAAAGGGGCCGGAGCGCUGCUCAAGCCGCAGGGUCUUCUGUUGACAUACGGGCCAUAUGCAGUGAAUGGCCAAAUCCACCCCCAAAGCAAUGUGGACUUUGACUACAGUCUAAGGCAGAGGAAUCCAGAAUGGGGACUAAAGGAUAUCUCAUUUCUCAAUUCGGUGGCAGAAAAAAAUGGUUUGUUCCUGGAGAAAAUAGUGGAGAUGCCAGCAAACAACAAAUGCCUUCUGUUCAGGAAGGAGAGUUUGGUGUGAUCCGUCUUGAAGGAGCAGGAUGGUCAAAGCGCCUUUUACUUCCACUUGAAUCAUUGCCUGCGUAACUUAACACACAUUAUUUCAAUAUUGUUAUUCACUGUGGCAAACUAUUAUUGCGUAUUGCACAGUUUAAACGCUUUUAUGUUUUAUUUCAUGUACUCUAAGACGGACAGGUGUUCUAUUAGUAACUAAGCAUAAGUGCUUUUUAGAGGUAGAUAAAAGAGAAAAUACAGUAGAUGACAAAACACAUGAUUACAGGGGCAAACACACGCAAAUGUUUCUAAGAGCACAUCACAUAUAAGACUAUGGGGGAUAUAUAGCGGGGGGGGGGGGAGGGGACUGUUUUAAAUACUACAGAAUGGGUUUUAGUCAACAUGAAGAUUUCUUUUUUCAGCUUGCAAUUCUAAAAAAACGUCACAAAAUGGCUCUGAAAAAAAUCAUCUCACAACAUCCUGAAUGUAAUAAAACCUCUGUUGGACUGAAUAUAUACAACUGAUCGUUCUUACUUUAAAUAAAAGUCUAUAAUCACUUA